Molecule: messenger RNA, 4973 nt
Organism: Macrosteles quadrilineatus (aster leafhopper)
Lineage: Eukaryota; Metazoa; Arthropoda; Insecta; Hemiptera; Cicadellidae
Gene: GLS
Product: glutaminase liver isoform, mitochondrial
Exons: 15
Coding region: 77-2035 (652 amino acids)
Biological process (GO): L-glutamine catabolic process
Molecular function (GO): protein binding; glutaminase activity
Source: RefSeq, a predicted model, not a curated record
ACUAGGAGCAGACGACGUUUUCUACGAUCGACCGACCUAUCACGCCUACAUUAUAAAUUUGAACAAAAUAUAAGCUAUGAUUAAAAAGCUAGGGCCGACUGCGUUUCUAAAGGAACUGAAUAAAUGUCAUGUUGUGUCAGUGAAUUUAUUGCGCUCUUGCUCGUCUUGGAAUGGUGUAAAUGUGAGAGGUAACUCGAAAAUUAACACCUCUGAAAAUACCGUCCUUUCAAAGCCUGUUUCAAGAUUACAACACACUGGAGGUACCAAUUUGGCUGCUAAUAUUCCAGAGAGAGAUUUCUUCAAGGCAAUCCUAACAGAAGUUAAAACUACUCAGAACAGAGGAUAUGCUUUCAUCCACGAUACAAGUUAUAUUCACUCUGAUGCGGACCAGUACAUCAAUAGAGGCAAGAGCACAGAAGACACAUUGUUUGACAUGUUCAGAGACGAGGAAACGGAUCUCAUACAUAUCGGGAAGUUCUUAGCAGCUCUUCGUAAUUCAGGGCUCCGUAAGAAUGAUCCAAGACUGCACGACUUCGCAGAUCACUUGAAGAAAGUUCAUUUCAAAUCAGGAUCUGAAGGCGGUUCUCCUGAAACCCAGAAGCUUAACCGGGAAACUUUUAAGAGUGUGGUUUCAUCCAAUCUAGUCUUAAUAUCUCGAGCGUUUCGAAACAAUUUCAUCAUCCCCGAUUUUCAAGGGUUCACCAAAUACAUUGAAGAGUUUUACUGGAAAUGCAAAACAAACACGGAGGGGAAAGUAGCCAGUUACAUCCCACAGUUGGCCAGAGCUAACCCCAACAGUUGGGGCAUCAGUGUGUGUACCAUCGACGGACAGAGGUUUUCCAUAGGAGACGCAACUGUGCCCUUCACACUGCAGUCAUGCAGCAAGCCGCUGACGUACGGGAUUGCAUUAGAAACUCUUGGACAAGAAGUGGUUCACCAGUACGUGGGUCAGGAGCCUAGUGGUCGCAACUUCAAUGAGUUAGUCCUCGACCAUAACAAGAAACCUCACAACCCUAUGAUAAAUGCUGGAGCCAUUUUAGUUUGUGCAUUGUUAAAAACACUGGUGGAGUCAAAAAUGACAUUGGCGGAGAAAUUUGACUACACUAUGGAUUAUUUUAGAAGAUUAGCUGGAGGAGAAUAUUUAGGCUUCAACAACGCUGUUUUUCUAUCAGAGAGAGAGGCGGCCGACAGAAACUACGCUCUUGGAUUUUUCAUGAGAGAGUACAAAUGCUACCCCGAGAAAACAAACCUUAAGGAAUGUAUGGAUUUUUACUUCCAGUGCUGCUCUAUGGAGGCCAACUGUGAGAGCAUGUCAGUGAUGGCUGCUACUCUGGCCAACGGAGGAAUCUGUCCAAUCACAGAGGAGAAGGUUCUACGACCAGACUCCAUCAGAGACGUUUUGUCUCUCAUGCACAGCUGCGGCAUGUACGACUACUCAGGGCAGUUUGCCUUCAAGGUAGGUCUACCAGCCAAGUCAGGUGUCAGUGGGGGAAUGCUGAUUGUGAUACCAAACGUCAUGGGCAUCUGCACAUGGUCUCCCCCUCUCGACUUCAUGGGUAACAGUUGCCGCGGUGUCCAGUUCUGUGGGGAACUUGUGAACGUUUUCAAUUUCCACCGAUAUGACAACCUGAAGCACGCCACCAACAAGAGGGAUCCUAGAAGACACAAGUACGAGACCAAAGGCUUGAGAAUAGUCAACCUCCUGUUCUCAGCAGCCAGUGGGGAUUUGGCAGGCUUGAGAAGACACCGACUAUCAGGCAUGGACAUGACUCUUUGUGACUACGAUGGUCGGACAGCGCUACAUCUGGCUGCUGCCGAGGGACAUCUAGACUGUGUACAGUUCAUGCUGGAGCAGUGCGGAGUACCUCACAAUGCCAAGGACCGGUGGGGCAACACUCCACUCAACGAGGCGAUGACGUUUGGUCGAGUGCAGGUGGUCAGCUACCUGAAAGAGUGGGCCAAGUCACUACCUACUGAAGAAGUCAACGAACCCGAGACUCCGAGUGUAGAGCAGACAUCGCCUCUUCCUCAGUAGAUCAUUCGGUCACUCGAGCGCAACAAGACAAUAAUUGCAAAGGUGUGCAAACAUUUCAGAUGAGACUUAAAGCAUUCCUAACCUAACAGAUUGAGAGAAAAGUACAGUCUAUCUAUACCUUCUGAGAUUUUUAUUACAGGUUAUACUUGAAGGAUGUUUACUGUAGUCAAGGGCCUGGUUUCUCCUUCUUUUUUGUUAUUGUUUUUGUGAAUGGAUUUUUUUAAUGAAAUAAACUCGCCAAGGUUUAAGGAAUAGUGGUUCAACCCCUUAACAUUUUGUUGGACAUGGUGGGAAUUUUAUAUACAAACCACUAGGCUGGCAACACACCAUAAACUUGUUUUGAUUUUUUUAAAGAUUUUAUAGAAGGAUUUAAAAGAUGCUUGUAAAAACGUCUAUCUACCUCAAAGAUAAAUCAUUCUAAAUAACACUUUGCUGUGAAUUAUUAUAAUUUACAAGAUUUUUACAUUUAGAUUUAAUUUAAAUAAUUAUUAGGAAUAUUUAUUUUUAAUAACCAUCUACAAUAGUUUCAAUUGUUAAAAUCCGUCAUAGGUCCAUAACUGCUUCUGCUUCUAGGAUGUCCUUUUUACUUAACAAUGCUUGGUUCUAGAAACAGAAAGGUGAGAAUUCUGAGUUGUUUGCACACCACUGUUAUUUUAUUGAAUCGAUAUUCUGUCCAAUUUUCCCCCAGUCAUAGUUGUAUAAGUGUUAGUGUAGAAUAAGGCAGUGGAUGAGUGCAAGGAAUUUCUAGUGUAUCACUGGAGAUAUUUCUCAGUAUUUUAUUUACUUAGAUUUAAUUGUGUAAUGUCUUUAUGUAAAUUACUCUUGUAGCACAGAAAUUAUCUCUAACAAAUAAUUUUAUGUUAAUUAUGCUUCCUAAAUGAUUCUUUAGUGAGGAGUGUGUAGUAGGUGUAGUAAGUAAAUUCAUCCAGGACAUAAGUUGUUCUUUGCCUUUGAAAAAAAAUAUAAAUUUUGAAAUAAUUAAACAAAAAACGCAAUCGUGAAACAUUUAUUUUGACUUAAUGUAAAAAUUAUAAUAACAUCUAAAUACUUAUCUUUAAUUUAAUUAAAUUGUUUGAUUAAACAAGAAUACCACUUUAUCUUGAGGAUUAAAUACACUAAUGUUUGUAAAUUACAGUUGUCAAACAUUAUAAAUUACAAUCACAUAAUAACAAAAUUAUUAGUUUUAAACUCGUAUUUUUGUGAAAGACCUACCUGUUUAUUUUCUUGGUUUUAAAAUUUCCUGGGCUUAAAAAUGUUAUUUAACGAGUUUGGUUUGAAAACGUAACACACUAUGUGACAAUGCCAAUGUAUGGUAAGGAAGGCUUCAGAUAAAGUUUCAAGGAUAUUUUGAAGACAUAAAUCAUGUAUAUCAGCAUGAUCUCUUUUGAUAGAUAUAAUAUUCUGAUUAAUAUAUUGAAAGUCACAAAGUCCUCAAAGAUAUGUGUUUUAGCCAAAGAAUGACUGACUUCUUUAGUUAUUAAAUAAAUAUAAAUAGAUUGUUUCUGAGAGCAUAAAACAAUAUUAAAAGGAACUAUUUAUAACCAUUACCACUUUAAUUCAAUGUUACUUGAUAGCAAAAUAAUGUACUUAGUCGUUAAAUAAUAGUAUUUAGUUUUUUUCAAAUGUUAAAGUUCUCUUUAUCAUAUCAACUUCAUAAAGUGCUUGCCUUACAAACGUAAGAGGUUAAACAGAAGAAGCCUAAAUAUUUUGUACAUAGCAAUCUAUUUAUUAUAGUUUUAGACUAGCCUCCAUUAGUGGCUUAGCAAAUAUUUAUUCCACCUAGUUUUAUAGUUAAGUUUUUAAGCAUACAGGGAAAAUGUAAGAAUAUUCAUUUCAUAGUCAUGACACAAUAAUUUGACUCAAGAAUCAGUUUGCUGACAAUUUUGUGUACAAUUCACAGUUAUAUUUGUAGUUAGUUGAUGGUGAAAAUGUUAGGUUUUUUCUUGAGUUUGAUUGAAAUCAUGAGACUGCAACCUCAGGGUUUUGGGUUAGUGCUUGGAACUCUCUUAAAUUUCCAAUUUCCUUGCUAAUCUUUUAAUUUGAAACUUUUUUUUAUGAUAAUAAAGUUAGCCUUUGAUUUUUUUUUACUAAAUAAUUUUAAGUAUAUCGAAUUUGGAUAAGAUUGUUUUAAAACAAAAGUCUUUACUUGAAUCAAGAAUAUAAAUUUUAACAGCUAUGAGGCUACUCGAUCCACCUCAGAAUUAGGCUAAUGUUCUCAAAUUGUCCAACACCUAAAUAGAAUUGUUUGUAAUAAUAAGAUGGAGAUUACCAAGUUUCUUCCAAGUUUCCACAUUUCUUCUUGUUUAAACUAUUUGAAAUAAUUAGACUAUUGGUUUAGCUUUUCACUUUUUACUAGAAAAUAUUAUAAUAUAAAAAGCAUACAAACUAGUUUUUAAAACUCUCACCAGGCUAGUUCAUGGUAGAAGAAGGAGGAAAUCCAGUUGUUACCUAACACAUGUUUUUCAGCAACAAUGUAUUCAGGUCUUCUAGAUCUUGAAGUUCACUGUUCACUUUUUAGUCACUCAGGCCAAUUAAUAGUAUAUGAAAUUUAAUUUGGGUAAAUUACUUUUUGAGAUUUGGUUUAGAUAUAUAUAAUUAUUUUUACUUUAGCUUGUGUUUGAAAUAGAUUUUAAACAUAGUAUAUUUUAAAUAGGCUUUUAGGCUUAAUUGACUGGUAAUAGGCUAUUUAUAUAUUAUUUAAUUAUACAAAAUUUUAUGAACUGUUGCAAGACAAAUUGCACUAUGACUGAUGAGCACAUGUUUGUAUCUGCCUAGAAUAGGUUAGAAGAGAUAGAUAGUUAUUUCAUGGUGAGGUAGCCUCUGGAUCACUAAAUUUAAGCUAAAUGGUUUAAGUUACCUGGCUUCGUCAAGUGAUCCUUCUUCAGUAUUACACUACUAUAGUUUCGGACUUGAAAAUAAGUCCAUCUUCAGGUUAACA